UUUGCCGGGGGAGCGUGUGUGUGUGUGCGCGCGCGCGCUGGGCGGCGUAGCGUUCGCCUUCGGGAGGGCCUUCGAGUUGUAGGUCGAAAAUGCCGCGAGAUAACUUCGCCGAGCCGAGAGAGCAAGAGGUGUCCGGUGCUACUGUCAUCGCCCGGGCGCUGCUAGCGCAAGAUGUGAAGUACAUGUUUGGCAUCGUAGGCAUCCCAGUGACCGAGAUCGCCCUUGCGGCCCAGGAAUUGGGCAUCAGGUACAUCGGGAUGCGGAAUGAGCAAGCGGCUUGUUAUGCUGCCUCUGCGAUUGGAUAUUUGACUGGCAGGCCAGGAGUGUGCCUUGUUGUUUCUGGCCCAGGUCUUAUCCACGCCUUGGGUGGGAUGGCAAAUGCAAACAUAAACUGUUGGCCCUUGAUUGUGAUUGGUGGUUCCUGUGAACGAAAUCAAGAGGCAAUGGGAGCCUUCCAGGAAUUUCCUCAGGUUGAAGCUUGUAGAUUAUAUAGCAAGUUCUCAGCCCGGCCAGCCAGCAUAGAAAUGAUUCCAUUUGUCAUUGAAAAGGCAGUGAGAAAUAGUAUCUAUGGUCGUCCAGGGGCUUGUUAUGUUGACAUACCUGCAGAUUUUGUGACCCAUCAGGUGGAUGUGUCUUCUGUAAAGUUCAAGGAGUGCUGCCUGCCACCUCCUAUUAGCAUGGCAGAUACCUCAGCUGUAAAUAUGGCAGCAUCUGUUAUUAGGAAUGCCAAACAGCCCCUUCUUAUCAUCGGGAAAGGAGCUGCUUAUGCUCAUGCAGAGGAGAGUAUCCAGAAAUUGGUGGAACAAUGUAACUUGCCAUUUUUGCCCACCCCUAUGGGGAAGGGUGUGGUCCCUGACAACCAUCCAAACUGCGUAGGUGCAGCCAGAUCCAGGGCUUUGAAAUAUGCUGAUGUGAUUGUGUUAUUUGGUGCAAGACUAAAUUGGAUUUUACAUUUUGGACUGCCUCCAAGAUAUCACCCACAUGUGAAGUUUAUUCAGGUUGAUAUCUGUGCAGAAGAAUUGGGGAAUAAUGUAAGGCCUGCAGUGACUUUGCUGGGCAACAUAAAUGCUGUUACUGAACAGCUUUUAGAACAAUUUGAUAAAACACCAUGGCAGUAUCCUACAGAGACCAAAUGGUGGAAGGCUCUGAAGGAGAAAAUGGAGAGCAAUGAAGCUAUAUCCAAGGAGUUAGCUUCCAAAAAGUCCCUACCUAUGAAUUAUUACACAGUAUUCUACCACAUUCAAGAACAGCUACCCAGAGACUGUUUUAUAGUAAGUGAAGGAGCAAAUACUAUGGACAUUGGACGUACUGUGCUUCAAAACUAUUUUCCUCGUCACAGGCUUGAUGCUGGCACUUUUGGAAUAAUGGGUGUUGGUUUGGGAUUUGCUAUUGCAGCUGCUCUAGUGGCUAAAGAUAGAAACCCCAAUCAACGGGUCAUCUGUGUGGAAGGAGACAGUGCCUUUGGCUUUUCUGGCAUGGAGGUGGAAACCAUCUGCAGGUACAAUUUGCCAAUCAUACUCUUAGUAGUGAACAAUAAUGGAAUUUACCAAGGUAUUAAUACAGAUACUUGGAAAGAAAUGUUAAAAUUUCAUGAUGCAACUACAAGGGCUCCUCCAGUGUGUCUCUUGCCAAAUGCACAUUAUGAACAGGUCAUGACUGCAUUUGGAGGCAAAGGGUAUUUUGUACAAACACCAGAAGACCUCCAAAAAUCCCUGAGACAGACCCUGGCCAACACAACUGAACCCUCUCUUAUCAACAUCAUGAUUGAACCACAAAGCACACGGAAGGCCCAGGAAUUCCACUGGCUCACUCGCUCUAAUAUGUAAAUAAAGAUGUCAGUUGAUGGUC
Messenger RNA from Dipodomys spectabilis (banner-tailed kangaroo rat), 1848 nucleotides. It is a transcript of the gene Hacl1, whose product is annotated as 2-hydroxyacyl-CoA lyase 1. The record is from RefSeq and is a predicted model, not a curated record. Bases 90 to 1826 code for a protein of 578 amino acids. Lineage: Eukaryota; Metazoa; Chordata; Mammalia; Rodentia; Heteromyidae. The transcript is spliced from 17 exons. Gene Ontology annotation, cellular component: peroxisome. Gene Ontology annotation, biological process: fatty acid alpha-oxidation. Gene Ontology annotation, molecular function: catalytic activity; magnesium ion binding; thiamine pyrophosphate binding.